GGCAAAUAGACUUGCGCAAAACAUCACUUCUCAAUGUUAUGUGAUAUGACAUCACUUUUACAGACAGGUGAUAUUACUCGAAAACAUUACACAUCACUCUUAACAUUACUCGGUGCGUUCAAUAGAUACUGUGAUGAAUACAUUGUAUCUAUACACCCGAAUCAUUACUUAAGUGAUGUGUUCAUACUUUGUAUUAUAAUACACUGUUAUAUUACUUGACAGAGAUUGACUUAUUUAAUAAUAUAAUAAUUUUAUUUUUUACUUAAUAUAAUUUAUUGUGGGAUGAACGGAUUUCAUAUGGCGACUUAGACUGCAAAUUGAGCUCGACAAUAAUGUUAAUUAAUAUAUUAUACGAGGAUGCAUUGUUUCGGCGCGAUAUCUUCAAAGUGCAUCCAAGGAGGACUGUACUUUCAUUUAGACGCCGUUAUUUCUUUCACUUAUUAAACACGCAUUAAAACAAAUAAUAAAACUAUCUUCAAACAAGUGCUUAAGUAAUUCAAAUCAAACACAAAAAUUAAUAUGAAAUAUUACUAAACAAUUACGAGCGACUAGCGAUUUUACAAAAGUUGCGAAUAAAAAAUUAAGUAACUACUUGCGGGGAACUACCGGCUGGCCGCAUGAAAAAUAUAAACACAAAUACCUAUAUUAAAAUUCAGACGUACCAUAGGUAUAAAAAUGUACCUAGCGGCCAGGGCAUACGGUUCAAAAUCACUAGGAAUAAUUCCGUGUCUCUUGCUCAUUUAUUUUGCGUCGAUCGGUCUGUCUCGCUCGCUCGGUUCCGUUCGUGUAUUAAGGAACAUUACACGACAAAGAAAGAAACAUGUUGGGUGAUAGUGUGAUGUUUGUUUACACGACAAAGAAAGAAACAUGUUGGGUGAUAGUGUGAUGUUUGUUUCCUUCGCGUAAUGUGUGAUGUUGCAUUACAUCGUAGAGUAAUAUUACCCGAGUAAUAUCACUCGCAUUACUUACACAUUUCUAUUGGCAAAUAAAGGGUCAAAAAUCACAAUGAAUGUUACAGUUCAUAAUAUUUAUGAAAUUAUCAGAACAUUCAGAACCAAAGGACAAUCAAAAUAUAUAGUUCUAUAAAUUUUGGGUGUAUUAUUCAUGUGCUUUUUAUUCAACAAUCAAAUUAGUGCUUCUGAUGUAUAUUGAAUAAAAAUAAAAUGAUGGUGCUUUACCUUCCUUAAAUCAGUAUAAUCUGUUAAUAAUAUUAUUAAAUAGAAUUUGCACUUGAAGAAUAACAAUGAAUAGUAAAAUUUUAAAUACUUUAGCUAAUGCAAUUGAUCCUAAAGAAGAAAUUAUGAAAAGAGCGGAAACUGGAAAAGUAUUACUCAAUGAACUUUCAAAGUGUACACAAAAUUGUCUCAACCGAUUUGCUGGAAGAUCUGAAUUAGCUACUGAAGAUGAUCUCAGAAUAAUACAGCUGUGUGAAAAAUGGGAAGCCAUAUUAAGACAUGGAAUAAGAACAAAUUUGUCGAACUCAACCAUACAAAGCUUGGUGACUGCAGGUUUAAAUUUUACAUUCAAUAUUGUAAAUAUAGGCAACUCAUUAUGGAGCUAUACAUGUUUGCAUUUGACAAAACAUGAAAAAGAAAGAUUUAAAAUAUUGUCAAACAUAAACACACCCCUUGGAUAUUUUAGAGCAUUCUUAAGGGCUUCCUUAAAUGAAAGAUCAUUUGAAAGAUAUCUGCAAAGCUGGGUGGCGCAUGGCUUAUUAAUGGAAUAUUAUGAAGAAGGGGCUCUUGUGAGAGAUUCUGAAGCUUCCUUGAAACUUCCUAAUAUUGCAUCUGGCUUAUCAUCCAUUCUAUUUGCGUUAUCAAUUGACAGACCUGAGUUGAAUGAAUCACAACAGUCAAGUCAAGUAGAUAAAGUAGAGCAUGUUAUACCACUACCGACACCAGUCAAGUCCUCUGGGAACUUAAAACGGAAACCAUUACGUCAAGUUAUAUCAUUUGAUAAAAAUGAACGGAAGACUCAGAACAUUGAUCAUAGUAAAGAGAUACACUCAAUCAACAGCAAAGAUGAUGCAAUGUGGAACAGUGCACCGGCAACUUGCCUUAAUUCUCCUGAUCCUAAAAUUGUGCCUCAAAUAUCAUCAACAAGUGAACCUGCAAGCUCAGAUUUCAAAAGUGGUUUCAGACAUUUCUUUCCCGAUAGUGUAAAAGGUAUAGAAAGUCCUUCACAAAUUUUAACAAAACUUUCUGAAUGUGCCAAAGAAAUAUUUUCAUCUUCAAACAGUAUAGAAACAAACAAUACUGCUAAAGAUGAUGCGUCAGAAUUGAGUGUUAACAAUUUAAAAAUAUAUGAAAGUGACAGUGAGGAAGUAGCUGGUAGUAUUGAUGGAAGCACAUCGUGCUUGGAGCUUUGCUUCACUGAAGAUGAAAGUGCACCAGACGAUAAAUCAUUACUUUCCUUGUUGGAAAAUAAAGAUAAACAAAUUUUGAUGUUACAAAUGAAAUGUAGCCAGUUAGAAGUAGCAAGCAAAGAUAAAUUUCGAAAACUUGAAAAAGUAAUAAUAGAUCUCACCAAAGAAAACGACACAAUAAAGGAGCAGUUACGACAUUACAUGUCCGCUGUGGAUAUGGGCAAAGCUCUAAGGAAUAAUAAUGUUCGGGAGGAAGCAAAUAAUGACAACACUGAUGAAAUAAACCAGUAUGAAAGAAAACUUGUUCAGGUAGCCGAGAUGCAUGCAGAGCUGAUGGAGUUUAACCAGCAUCUGGUGCAGAGGCUACAAGAAUUGGAAAGCACAUGUGCCCUCGAACUAUUAGAUUACCCUGAGUCUAAUGUUAAGGCUCAUAUUCCCAGUGCAUUUUUAGUUGGAAAGAGAACACACUCCUUUCAUGUUUAUCAAAUUUUUCUAAAAGUUGGCAAUGAAGAAUGGAGCGUCUACCAUAGAUAUGCGAAGUUCCACGAACUUCAUACGCAGUUAAAAAAAUGUCAUCCCGAUAUAGCAACAUACAAAUUUCCACCUAAAAAAACCUUAAGAAAACGGGACGCCCAUCUAGUCGAGCAGCGCCGCCUAGCGCUCCAGGCGUACCUGCGGCACGUCCUUCUCGUGCUGCCCGAGCUCAGGGAGUGCACCAGCCGGCCGCAGCUCGUCACGCUACUGCCUUUCUUUGGCACCUCCUCGACUUCCAAAGAAAAUGGUGUUCACGACGUCCUCGAUCGACAACACUCAAGUGACUCUGCCUCAUCAUACAAUGUACUUUGAUAUGCGUAUGUCUUGUAUGAAUAUUUCGAAAGAUAAGAAAACUUUUAUUUUUUUCUAUACAAUAUGGAUCUGUCAACGGUCUCUUGACAAAAUCCAUUCCACGGUAGCAACGCUAGAACACUGUAGAUGUAUUGUUAUGUAAGUGUAAGUAAACAGUAAAUGUACUAAAUACAAUAACCUUUUUAAAAACAUUUAACAUAAUUUCUAUGUAAUUAAUAUCCAGUAUUUUAAAAUUAAUAUAUUGUAAUACUAACUCAAUAUUAGGAAAUCGAAGAUUCAAUAUAAAGUAUGUCCCAUUAAGGUUCAAACUGUUUGUAAAAAGUCCUCAGAGAUAAAGUAAUAUCUCAGUACGCUAGUGCUCCAAAGUCAUCUUGAAUCUAUACUACAAUAUAAUAAGUACAGUUAAAAUUUAUUGUUUUUGUUUUGCAUAUUGAAUAUCAAUCAAAUCUCUGUGCUUAACUGCACAUCAUAAUGUAACGUAGCAUCUUACUUUCUAACUAAAUAAUUUUUGUUUAAUCUUCAACAGAUUAUGAAAAAAUAUAUUUAUGAUUAUGAUAACGAGAAAUUACAUUGUUAAUUAAGUAUUAUUGAAUAAUGUACAAUAAUUGUACAAUUGUGAUCGUGUGCAAUAUGAAUAAUUCAUGAACAUAAUAAUUUUAUUUUAUAUAGAAUGCGUUGAAAUACUUUGAAAUAACGCCUACCGCUUUAUGAUCAAUUCCUUUCAUGGAAUAUAUUUUUUUUUAUUCAAAAUGCAUCAAUAUUUGUCGUAUUUUCAUCGGUUUUCACGAGUCGUAGACAUAAUUAAUUAUACUUUUACGGUUUAAUCUCGUGUCUUUUACUGUCAUUAUAUUAUUCCCAAUGUUUCGAGUGCUUUACAUUUUUCGUGAAUAUUUUGGAGACAUCUCCAAAACAAUCCAACAAUCCGGACCUAGAGUGAAGAUAAUCACCAUUUUAAAAUGAAUGUCAUGAUAAAAGGUUGAAGUACGUAAUGUUUUCUUCAGUUGUAUUUUAUUUAUUUAUCGUAUGAUAUGUAAUUAGUCUGUGAUAUAACUAACAAAAAACUAAAGAGGCGUGUAUGUAUAGAUUACAUUAAAUGUAAUGGAAUCAAAUUUUAGCAGCUAAAAUAAUACAUAGUCUUUACAAGUGGUUAAUGUUAAAGGACACAUCACUAAUUCAUAAAAUUGCUGAUGAAUUAAAAUUCAUAUUUUAUUCUAAUACACAAAAGUACAUCACAGAGUUGAGAAGAUACUUGAAUUAUAUCAAUUUUAGUACAUGAUCAACUCAUACAUACAUUGCGGCCAUUAUAUUUAUUUUUCGAUAUAUAGUGGUGUUUUGUAAAUCUAGUAUUAAUAAUACACAAUAAUAUGUAUUAUAUAAUAAAUUUUCAUUUUAAAUAUUCGUUCAUCAUGAAGAGAUAAUUUUUAAUUAUUGAGUAAUAAUAAUAAUAUGUUAAAGUUUUACAUUUCUACAAAGACUAUGCAUGUAUUUCAAUAAUUUGAUGAAAUAGUUAUUUCAUGAUAUAAUAUAUAUUAUUUGAAAUAAACAAUUAUUCUUAUA
This is a messenger RNA of Bombyx mori (domestic silkworm), 4768 nucleotides long. Its product is annotated as sorting nexin-29. Gene Ontology annotation, molecular function: phosphatidylinositol binding. NCBI's taxonomy places the organism in Eukaryota, Metazoa, Arthropoda, Insecta, Lepidoptera, Bombycidae. The transcript is spliced from 11 exons. The coding region runs from base 1244 to 3211 and encodes 655 amino acids. The record is from RefSeq and is a predicted model, not a curated record.